CUUUUUUUCCUUAAUCAAAACGGACCCCUCACAAAUGGCAUCUUCAGACAGUGCGCCAAUGUGAAAUUGUGCAAAGAGCUGAAGGAGAAACUGGACGCGGGAGCAGACGUGCCCCUGGACACUGAAUCCAUUUUCGUGAUAGCGUCUGUUCUGAAGGAUUUUCUACGACAUAUUCCCACAAGUGUUUUCUCAUCAGAUCUCUAUGAUCAAUGGGUCUGUGUAAUGGAGCAAGGAAAUGAUGAAGAGAGAAUAAUUACAAUUCAAAGGCUGUUGGACCAGCUUCCGAGAGCCAAUAUUGUUCUUCUAAGGUACCUUUUUGGGGUACUACACAACAUUGAGCAACACUCCUCAUCCAAUCAGAUGAACGCGUUUAAUUUAGCGGUGUGUAUCGCUCCGAGCAUUCUUUGGUCUUCUACUACCUACAGCCCAGAAUUAGAAGGCGAAUUUACAAAAAAGGUUACUCUGCUUAUUCAAUUUGUGAUUGAAAAUUGCUGUAGAAUAUUUGGAGAAGAAAUCACUUCCCUCUUUGGAGAGGUGUCAGUGAGGUGUGACAUUAGAGAGAAUACCUCAGAUAUCUCUUGCUUACAAAUGACCGACUCCUCCUAUGACAGCUUGGAAAACGAGCUGAAUGAGGACGUUGACGCUCCGUGCAGUGACCUGGUGACAACCCUCGGCCAGGGGAGCAGAAGCAUGGACUCCGUCCUCACCCUCAUUGACUGUGACCCCGACCAGCCCGAGCUGGAAGGUCUUUUAAUCCUGAGCGACUUUGACUCAGACAAUCCUAAACAUGAAGACAUUCAAAUGGAAGGGCCUCUCGAAUCCAAGCCGGUGACUGUCCCAGGACUGUACGGAGAGGCCAGCCUGCAGGACCAUGGCGGGGCCCCGUCUGGCGCCGCCACACCCAGCUACCUGACCACGGCUGCAGCAGAUGCUCCGAAAAGCCCGCGGCGACAGCGGCGCUGCUCCGAGCCCAGCAUCGACUAUCGAGAUGCAAAGCUGUCCUCUUUCCGGGAGUUUUGCCAGAAAAAGCUGCGCAAGUCCAGCUGUGAUGCAAUUCUCUCACAGAAAGGUGAGGACCAUCUGAAGCAAAGCGAACCCCCACAGGAGGAGGGUAAGAUGUAUUUUAAACAGGCUCUAGUCACAGGCACCGAUAUCAAGAAAAAUGCCUCAAAUAAAAAUGCUAAGAAGAAGGGCUUCUUUGGUAUGGAAGGAAGUCACGUGAAGCGCCCCCCGCCCUCAAAGCCAGUGGCCAUUUCUGUGGCAUCUUGCAAUUACAUGUCCUCACAUGAUUGUCCCAGGAGCCAGCCCUUGGAUGCAGACACACCUGGACACGCCCCGCCACACGCAGCAGAUGCCCCCAAGAGUUCCAAGAGGCACCGGCGCUGCUCAGAAACCAGCAUCGACGACCAGCGCUCCAAGCUGAGCUACCUCAGGGGCAUUUUCUCAAGGAAACACAACAACACCAGCUAUGAAGUACGCCCCUGGUCUGGAGAGGAGCAGUAUCUCCAGCAGCACAAGUCUUUACAAUUGGAGGGCCAGAAGCUCAUUAACCAGAGCUUGGUCAUGGGGAUCGAGGUGGGCAAGAGCGGUGCCACCGACCAGAACCCCGAGAAGCUUUUACCCUCAAAAUUAAGCACCUGCCCCAGGACGAGCUGUUCUAGCUUGUCCUCCCCAGGCACCUCCCCAUCUGGCUCCUCAGUGAGCUCCCAGGAUAGUGCUUUCUCUCAGAUUUCAGAGCAUUCCGUGUUUACACCCAACGAAACGUCCUCCCCAGUAGAUUGCACUUUUCAGGCCCCAAGCCAGCAGGGAGAACCGUCCGACUCCAGCAGCUCCAGACUCGCUUCUGGAGUGCCUGGUCCCGCCUCUGAGCAGGCCAGCAGCCGCCCGGCUUAUUCAAAAAAGGACACCUUAGAGCGGCAUUCACAGAUGCAUUCUGUGACCCUUCAUCCCAGCACAUGGUUAAGAAAUGGUAUGGCCAGCUUGAAGAACUGGUCCCUCAAAAACAAAGCCAGGGCAGCCAGAGCAGAGGGAAAGAAAAUAUCUUCUCUGCCAGGGCCCGCAGAGCCACCUCCCCAUGCUUCUGGGGCUCCAGAAGCCAACCCACAGCAAGAGACACAGAAAGACAAGCCCCCGACGGUACCUGCAGGACUUGCAGCUGCGCUGAUAGCCCAGCGGGACACCUCCGAUCCCAGCCAUGUCUCCGAGCCAUGUGGUAGCUCUCCACCCAGCCCAGUGGACGGCACAUUGGAGCUUUGUCUGAAGUCACAGGAGGAAGAAGAGAGUAGCAGGCCGUGCUCUCCUGGCACCCCGCCGUGUGCAAUAUCCUUGCCCUGCUCUUUGGUUAUAGAUGAUGAGUCCGGCCCAGACUCAGGGCCUGCAGCAGUGUGUGAUGUUGAGGACAAACAUUCAACCAAAGACAUUUUACCACAAGAAGAACCUGAUGUCUAGAAGAACAGGAAGAACAGAAAGUGGCCUAAUAACAUCAAGACAAUAUUCAUUAUGACCCCUUUGUGUAAAGUACCUGGAAUAGGUAGCAU
This is a messenger RNA of Myotis myotis, 2537 nucleotides long. Its product is annotated as rho GTPase-activating protein 20-like. The transcript has 5 exons. Bases 223 to 2448 code for a protein of 741 amino acids. NCBI's taxonomy places the organism in Eukaryota, Metazoa, Chordata, Mammalia, Chiroptera, Vespertilionidae. The record is from RefSeq and is a predicted model, not a curated record. Gene Ontology annotation, molecular function: GTPase activator activity. Gene Ontology annotation, biological process: signal transduction.